AGCCCAAACGCGUGCCACUCGCUCACGAUCAGUCGUAGUGAGAGGACGUCGUAAACAUCUGUUCUGUUUACCGUGUGUGAAGUGAAAAUCGUCCUUCGUUUGUUUUAUUUUUCGUUCAAUAAGAAGGUUGGCAAUUGCUUUUGCACGGAUAAUAGUUAACAUAAAGUGAAAGAUUAACAUUCUGUGCUGUUGGAAAUAUUUGGUGCAGAAGAGCAAUGUUCUCAUCCUUGAGUUCCUAUAUAUGGGGAGGUCCCGAAAGCGGCAGUCCUAUCGAAGAGGUAACCUUCACGAUAAAUGGAAAAUCAUACAAUGUUGAUUCAAAGUCUGUACCGAUUGACACCUCUCUCAACACUUUCAUUCGAAGUCACGCCAAACUUACCGGUACCAAGUUUAUGUGCCUUGAAGGCGGUUGUGGCGCAUGUGUCGUGAACGUAAAUGGCGUCCAUCCGGUUACCAAGGAAAAGUCCUCGUGGGCCGUCAACUCUUGCUUGUUUCCGGUGUUUUCUUGUCAUGGCAUGGACGUACUUACCAUUGAGGGUAUUGGGAAUAAGAAGGAAGGCUACCAUCCUACCCAGCAACGGUUGGCCCAUUUCAACGGAACUCAAUGCGGGUACUGUUCUCCGGGUAUGGUCAUGAACAUGUACAGUCUACUCGAGUCGAAAAAGGGCCAAGUUUCAAUGGAGGAUAUCGAGAACUCCUUUGGGGGUAACAUUUGCCGCUGCACCGGUUAUCGGCCUAUUCUGGAUGCAUUCAAGUCACUGGCGGUCGACGCGAAUAGUAAAUUGGUGGAAGCAUGCCGUGAUAUUGAAGACCUCGGUAAGAUCUGCCCAUCGACGGGUGAAAUCUGCUCUGGCAAAUGUUCUGCAAUGGAAAAUCAAGUCACAAAGCAACAACCGUUACGUAUGGUUUUUGCAAACGAAUCCGAGUGGCAUAAGGUGUACAAUUUGAACGAUAUUUUUGCGAUUUUUGACCAAAUUGGAGAGAAACCGUAUAUGUUAGUGGCUGGCAACACUGCGCAUGGUGUUUAUCGCAGAAAUGAAAACCUUCAAAUUUUCAUCGAUGUCAACUCCGUCGACGAACUUCGUUCGCACUCGCUUGGAGAGGAACUCGUUGUGGGUGGAAACGUUGCGUUGACUGAUUUUAUGACCAUUCUCACGGAUGCUGCCAAUAAGAACAAUAAAUUCAGCUACUGCAAAGAACUGGUCAAACAUAUUGAUCUGAUCGCAAACGUACCGGUUCGUAAUACAGGAACUAUCGCAGGAAAUUUGUGUAUAAAAAAUCAACAUCACGAGUUUCCCUCCGAUAACUAUUUACUUCUAGAAGCGAUUGGGGCUACACUAACGAUUGUUGAGUCUGGAGGAAAAACAACCAUCGUAAAUCCUGCAGAUUUCGUUCAGAUGGAUAUGAACAAGAAAGUGAUCAAAAGUAUUACAUUACCGGCAUUGGAUCCUAGUAUGUACUUUUUCCGUUCAUACAAAAUAAUGCCAAGAGCUCAAAACGCCCAUGCUUACGUCAAUGGAGCUUUCCUGCUGAAGCUAAAUAGUUCCAAAAAUAGCGUUGAAAGUGCACGAAUUUGUUUCGGAGGUAUCAAUCCACAAUUUACUCACGCAUCACAAACCGAAAAACUUUUGGAAGGUACCAAUCUUUUUGAUAACAACACAAUCCAGUCGGCUUUCACGGCGCUAUCCUCGGAGCUGAAUCCGGAUUGGAUUCUUCCGGACGCCUCCAGCGAGUAUCGCAAAAAUUUGGCCAUUUCUCUAUUCUACAAGUUUAUCCUUGCUAUUGUACCUGACGGGCAAUACAAUCUAAAGCCGGAAUACAAAUCGGGUGGUACGUUGCUGGAGCGUCCGUUAUCCUCUGGCAAACAAACUUUCGAUACCUACGAGAAAAACUGGCCUCUGACGAAAAAUGUUCCCAAAUUAGAAGCAUUAGCUCAAACAGCGGGUGAAGCUAAAUAUUGCAACGAUCUUGCGCCACAACCGGGCGAGCUAUAUGCUGCGUUUGUUUUAGCUACUCAGGCACAUUCCAGGAUUGGGAAAAUAGAUGCCUCAAAUUCUUUGAAAUUACCGGGCGUCGUCGCAUUUUUCUCGGCGAAAGAUAUUCCCGGAACAAACAACUUUAUGCCGGCCGGCUUAGGAAACCAGGAUGUCGAAGAGAUCCUCUGCAGUGGAGAGGUCCAGUUCCAUGGUCAACCGGCUGGAGUUAUCGUCGCUGAAACGUUCAACCUAGCACAAAGAGCAGCAAAGGAAGUCACAAUAACUUACGAAAAAAUUUCAAACAAACCGAUCUAUCCAACUUUAAAAUCGGUUAUGGAUGUCAACGCUCAAGAUCGCUUUUUCGACAUUUCAUUCGACAAACGCGGUAACGCCUACCGGGUGGCCAAGGCAGCAACCGCCACGAAAAAUGUAAAAGGUCGAUUUGAAAUUGCCGGUCAAUAUCAUUACACCAUGGAAGCACAGACUUGCGUUUGUGUGCCCAUCGAAGACGGUAUGGAUGUUUACUCGUCCACCCAAUGGAUGGAUCUCACACAGGUGGCAAUAGCCGAGUCGCUCAAAGUUCCCCAGAAUAGUCUUAACCUACAGGUCCGUCGUCUAGGCGGCGGCUAUGGUGCUAAAAUUUCAAGAGCUACAUUAGUAGCUUGCGGUUGCGCAUUGGCAGCACAUUUGACUCAACGUCCUGUUCGUUUUGUGUUACCAAUUGAGACAAACAUGAGAGCAGUUGGAAAAAGAUACGGCUGCAUUAGCGACUACGAUGUGGAUGUUGAAAAAACUGGCAAAAUUACAAAACUGGUUAACAAUUACGUUCAAGACUACGGAAUCUCACUGAACGAAUCUGUUCAAGCUCAAACCACAGAAUUUUCGAAAAAUUGUUAUGACGCAAAGACGUGGAAAAUUGUUGGAAAAGCAGUUAAAACGGAUGCUCCCAGUAAUACAUGGUGCCGAUCACCUGGAACAACCGAAGGCGUAGCCAUGAUAGAAAAUAUAAUGGAGCAUAUCGCGCAUGAAACGGGUCUGGAUCCGUUUGAAGUACGCAUGGCAAACAUGACCAAGGACAACAAAAUGCAAGAAUUGAUGCCACAGUUUCGUAGAGAUGUAGAGUAUGACGAACGCAAGCGAACAGUCGAUGAAUUUAAUUCACAUAAUCGCUGGAGAAAGCGUGGUAUUGCUAUAAUUCCGAUGCAGUAUUGGUUGGAGUAUUUUGGACAGUUGAAUGCUAUCGUAUCAAUUUUCGCUGGAGAUGGAACAGUUUCCGUUACCCACGGUGGCAUUGAGAUGGGGCAGGGUAUGAACACUAAGGUUGCACAAGUCACGGCCUACAAAUUGGGGAUUGCUUUGGAGAAAGUCAAAGUGAAACCAUCCUGCACUAAUACUUCACCUAAUGCGAUUGUUUCAGGUGGAAGUAUGACCAGUGAAGCCGUUUGCUAUGCAGUUAAAAAGGCGUGUGAAAUGUUGCUGGAGCGAAUUAAACCUAUUCGUGAUGCCAACCCGGGCGCACCCUGGGAGAUGAUUGUCAAACUGUGUUAUGUCAAAAACGUUGAUUUAUGCGCUGAAGCACAGUACAAGGCAGAAGAUUUAAAGUCGUACUACAUUUGGGGACUCAGUUGUGCUGAAAUAGAGGCAGAUAUCCUAACAGGAAAUGUUCAAGUUAAACGUGUGGAUAUCUUGGAAGAUACAGGAGAAAGCAUGAGUCCCGGUAUUGAUGUGGGACAGAUUGAAGGAGCAUUUGUGAUGGGCAUUGGAUAUUAUCUGACUGAGGCGCUGGUAUAUGACAACGAAAACGGCGCUAUCAUGACCGACCGUACUUGGACGUACAAACCACCUGGUGCUAAGGACAUUCCGAUUGAUUUUCGUGUCAACUUUUUGCAUAGAAGUGCCAACCCAGCAGGGGUGCUAAGAUCAAAGGCGACAGGCGAACCGGCACUUAACAUGGCGAUUGUCGUUUUGUUUGCCUUGCGCUAUGCAAUAAGAUCGGCGAGACUCGAUGCCGGUCUGCCAGAUGCCUGGAUUCCCCUCGGUACGCCUACGACUCCGGAUCAGGUUUAUCUGCUUUCUGGUAAUACCAUUGAACAGUUCAUGCUGAACUAAAGUGCUUGGUAACCAUUAUUGUUUGUGAAACAUUGUUAUUUUGCAAAAGUGCUUAUCUUACGUUUCGGUGCUGGAAAUAGUUUGUUCAACAGUUAAUAUUCUGUUUUUGCACAUUAAAUAGUAUGAAA
Molecule: messenger RNA, 4213 nt
Organism: Sabethes cyaneus
Lineage: Eukaryota; Metazoa; Arthropoda; Insecta; Diptera; Culicidae
Exons: 9
Coding region: 216-4085 (1289 amino acids)
Molecular function (GO): iron ion binding; 2 iron, 2 sulfur cluster binding; oxidoreductase activity
Source: RefSeq, a predicted model, not a curated record